AUGACCGGCUGGCUCACGGUAGAGACAAGACGACCAGACACCUUUGUGCUUGUUCAUCAGGGAAAACUUACUUUGCUGGUUACCUUCGCUGUCCUGCCGGCGGACCUCCGAUACAUCUCGCCUUCAUCAUUUAUGGCCUUGUUGCUCUCCACCGUCAUCCCCCGUAAUGCCCACUACCGGGAUCCGCUUACUGUCGUCACCGCGGGUCCAUUGUUCAACGAUGCAGACAAGACGACGCAAUGA
Molecule: messenger RNA, 243 nt
Organism: Beauveria bassiana ARSEF 2860
Lineage: Eukaryota; Fungi; Ascomycota; Sordariomycetes; Hypocreales; Cordycipitaceae
Exons: 4
Coding region: 1-243 (80 amino acids)
Source: RefSeq, a predicted model, not a curated record